Molecule: messenger RNA, 999 nt
Organism: Peronospora farinosa
Lineage: Eukaryota; Oomycota; Peronosporomycetes; Peronosporales; Peronosporaceae
Source: the annotation of a GenBank genome assembly
AUGACGGACCUGGAUAAUGAGUUUGCACGCUUCGAAGCAGAGAUUCAGUCGCUGGAGCAGCAGAUGAAGCCCUCAGAUGAUAAGCAAAACACAAGAAACAAUUUAAAGGAUGAGCAGGAGCCAUUGGUAAAGAAAAUGAAGACAGUUAGCGACGGAUUGGCAGCUCCACUGAAGCCUGUGGUUGUAAAAGCGAAGACCAAGAUUUAUAUGGCUCCCCCACGUCCUGCCCCCGUGAAAAGAGACCAUUUGAUUGAAUUAGUAGCUGAAAAUGGUGCAGAACUAGUAGAUGAUGGACGUCCAAGGAUGCUUAAUACACUGGAAGAUGUGGCAGCACAUCGAGGAGCCCUCAGUGGCUUUCCAGCUGGUACAACGGGGGAACACGCAGCAAUUGUUGCAUCUGCAAUCUCAGGCUCAGCAUCUUUGGCGGAGUAUCGGUCAGUUCUGCCUCGUGUAGAUAUGGAUACAGGCCACGUGCUGCCUAUGAAGGAGCAGGAGAUGAUGAACAGACAACAGAGUGUCUACGAGUACGACCCCAAGAGAACAGCAGCGAGUAUUGCUGCAACAUCGCAGGGAAAAGAUAGUGCAGGAUAUGGUCAAGGAGGCAAGAGAAAACAAAAGCGGCACUUGCGACUUGCCGGUGGGAUAGUCUGGGAAGACUCGACACUCGAAGACUGGCCUGACAAUGACUUUCGUCUCUUUUGUGGAGAUUUGGGCAAUGAAGUAAGUGACGAGCUUCUUGCCCACAGUUUCGCCAAGUACGCUUCGUUCCAACGUGCACGUGUAGUGCGGGACAAGCUGACGCACAAGUCUCGAGGAUAUGGGUUCGUCAGUUUUACUGAUCCUUUUGACUACGCCAAAGCUUUGCGUGAAAUGAACGGUAAGUACAUUGGAAACCGACCAGUAAAACUAAGUAAAAGCAAGUGGCAGGAACGCAAUAUUGACGUUGCCAAAAAGAAGAUGCGCAAGCGCAAGAGCGACAAACAUCACCUAUUCCACUGA